AUGGUAAAUUCACGCAAACGUGCAACCUCAACACGCCCUACAACGCCAUCUGCCGAGCAAUUCCACCCCGAAAGCCUCUUAUGGGCUUACCGCCUGCAAAAAGGGCAUCGCCAAACUAACCAGCGGCUCGAUGAGUGUCGAUUCAACUUACAGACAUCGAUAUCAAACACGGACACUGGUGUCACCGGCCUCCAAGGGGACGUUAAAGUGCUAUCAGCUAAUCUCAAAAUAUUGAGCUCUCAACAAGAAGCUUUACAAAGGCAACUUGCGGGUCUAGAACGCCAAGUCAAAAAGACCAAUCCAAAUGGCCAGUUGUCAACAAACAUCGAAACGCUGGCUCAGGAUCAAGCAGAUGGACUCGCCACCCUAGGGCAGCAUUUCAUCUUUUUGAGAAGCGAAACACAAUCAGGGCUAGCAACUCUACGUGCAGAUGUCUCAACGCUCCAAGGUGUUGGUAGAGACAGGCCUCCACUAGCUAGGCAUGGUUCCCCUCACAAUUCGGAAGCUACAACAAUGGGCACGGAUUACGCGAACCACGAAACAACUAGUAAAGCCGAGAGCGAAUUCGACGCAUUGCCCCUGCAGGGACAUGAGCAUCUUGAAACCCAUCUUGAACUUGGAGGGACGAUAAUUUCGAAUCGUCUUCGCAAACACGAAGAGGAUUUAUGCAAGUCUUUUAUUGCUGGCCUGACCGAGCAAGGCUAUCAGGCAGUUCUACGAUCGAGACUACGGCAAGUUGGAUGGACAUGGGGCAAUGUUAACAGAGAGAUCGGUCCAAUGCUGAGGAAAGGUGACCGGAGGCUGCGAGGUGGGAAAGUUAGAAAGGUUCCAUAA
This is a messenger RNA of Bacidia gigantensis, 834 nucleotides long. RefSeq lists its product as uncharacterized. Bases 1 to 834 code for a protein of 277 amino acids. NCBI's taxonomy places the organism in Eukaryota, Fungi, Ascomycota, Lecanoromycetes, Lecanorales, Ramalinaceae. The transcript is spliced from 2 exons. The record is from RefSeq and is a predicted model, not a curated record.